This is a messenger RNA of Drosophila takahashii, 1562 nucleotides long. RefSeq names its product doppelganger von brummer (gene dob). Lineage: Eukaryota; Metazoa; Arthropoda; Insecta; Diptera; Drosophilidae. Gene Ontology annotation, cellular component: membrane; cytoplasm; lipid droplet. Gene Ontology annotation, molecular function: triacylglycerol lipase activity. Gene Ontology annotation, biological process: triglyceride catabolic process; lipid homeostasis. The record is from RefSeq and is a predicted model, not a curated record.
CACACUUUCCCGGCCGAGAAUUAAGCUCGAAAGAAAACUUGGAAAAAUAAAGGAAAACGUCAACAAUAAAUCGGAAAAGAGACGGCUAUACGGGAUUGGGCGAUCACGUGGAGAGGUCUGAUGCCACGAAGAGCUAGCACUUGAAUAUAUGAAGAUCCGAGAUGAAGAUCCGAACGAGGAGGAGCCUUUCCUUCGCCGGCUGCGGCUUCCUGGGCAUCUACCACGUCGGAGUGGCCGUCUGCCUGCGCCAACAUGCGCCCCAACUGCUGCUGGAGAGGAUUGCCGGCGCCUCCGCCGGAGCUUUGGCCGCCUGCUGCCUGAUCUGCGACCUGCCGCUGGAGUGCAUGGCCGAGGACUUCCUGCGGGUCGUCCAGGAGACGCGGCGCCACUCGCUGGGCGCCUUCAGUCCGUGGUUCAACCUGCCGGAGUGCCUCCUCGAGGGGAUGCACCGCCGCCUGCCGGCGGACGCCCAUCGGCGGGUCAGCGGACGCCUGCACAUCUCCCUCACCCGCGUCAGCGAUCGCUGCAACGUGGUCAUGUCGGAGUUCGACUCCCGCCAGGAGCUCCUCCAGGCCCUCAUGUGCUCCUGCUUCAUUCCCGGUCUCUCGGGGCUGCUUCCCCCGCAGGUCAAAGGAGUUCGCUACAUGGAUGGCGCCUUCUCGAACAAUCUGCCUUUGCUGGACGAGCACACCGUGACCGUGAGUCCCUUUUGCGGGGAGAGUGACAUAUGUCCGCGGGAUCAGAGCCCCCAUCUGCUGCAGCUGAACAUCAAUUGGGCCAACACUUGCAUCCGGCUGUCCAGGAGGAACUUAAGGCGGAUGGUGCGAAUCCUGCUGCCGGGCAGAGCGGACUUCAUGGCCAAUUUCUGUCAGCAGGGAUACGACGAUGCGUUGCACUUUCUGCGCCGGAAUAGCCUGCUCAAAGAGGGAUUCAGGGUCAAGGAGAAGAUCAUGAUCAGUUGGAUCCAUCAGCAGGAGGAGAGGGAGAGAGCGCGAGGCGAGAGCCCCAGGGUUUUGGAGAAAGCUGUUAAGGAAAAGAAGUCCCAAGAGCAGAUGGAUAGGAAGCAGAAUCGCAGGAAUCGAAAGCAGAAGCCUCAAAGGCAAUAUCUGCAGAGUCCUUUGAAAAAUCAGCAAGAGAAGAAGAAUGUAAGGAGUCAGGAAGAAAGGAUCAGGAAAGAAAACUAUCCGAAGAAAGCUACAACGACGCGGGAGAAUCAUCUAGAGAAGAGCCUAAAUCUGACGCCCCAGGAGGAGCAGCAUUGCUCCCUCAUAGGCUCCACCUGGUCACUCCUCCGUCGCGUGAUGACCGCUCCGCCGCUGGCCAGGCACAUGGUCCAAAUGAUCGCCCGUCGCCUCAGCCGCAGUCUCACGCUCUGCGAGCAGCCGCACUUUGAUCUCGCUCUGAUGCAGGCACCCUCCACCUCCUCCUCGAGCAGCCACUGCCCCCCAUCGACGCCACUGGGUGAUAGCGAUAACGGUGAUAGCAAAGUCAAGGCCAAGCGAGUGUGCGAGGCCAGCCAAGUGGAAGCGGGAGAUCAGAUGGCUGAAGACGAGGGACAUUAG